Molecule: messenger RNA, 9100 nt
Organism: Doryrhamphus excisus (bluestripe pipefish)
Lineage: Eukaryota; Metazoa; Chordata; Actinopteri; Syngnathiformes; Syngnathidae
Source: RefSeq, a predicted model, not a curated record
UUUAUUUCAAACUAAAUAACAAUUUACACAUUGUUAGUGCAAAACCCCGGCUAACCAGCUAUGCUAUCGCUAUAUAGCUAGCCAGUGUCGUUAGCUUGUGGCUAGCCGCUACUAUCCAUCCGAACAGCUGAAGCUAACGCUAGCUUGCUAGCAGCAUCACGACUCACCACGUUUGUAAGGUCCUGAACUGACUUGGGAUCAGUCUCAGCCAUUGUUUACUUCCAAAAAUAUAUAUUUAAAACCCCGCAAACCGGUCACGCAAUUUUCCUCAACAAAAAGAUGCUAGCACUCCGUCGCACUAGUCACUGCGCAGUCAGCUGGUCCGCAACACUAAAGAAAUCUCGCGAGAGUUGAGCGCGGCACUCAAAGGAAUGUGGGACUUUGUGUUUUUCAAGAAGGAACACGAGUAGGAGUGUGUAGUUUUUUGUUGUUAGGUUUUUUUUAUACUUUAUUUGCUGUACUUGAGGAGCCAUUAGUCAGGACGUGAAGCCGUGUUCUAUCUUUGUGUUUUUCCCGAUAAAUUGGCCGCACUAUUUAGCACCCACAGAAGGAGCGCGGAGUGUGCGUGUGCGUGUGCGCGCUUGUCGGCGUGCCCCCUCCUGGAGUUUGGGGUGAAGAUUGGAGGUGUCAGUGGAAACUUUGAAGAAGCACCAACUGUCUAUCUCAUUAGGAAAAGUGGAUAAAGACGCCAGGUUCCUUGGAUGCCGCUGAUCUCCUUGAAGGAUGGAUGCUCUCCAGGAGGAGGAGGAAGGGUCGUGGAUGCUGCUGUCCUGGCUGGCGUCCUGCCUCAUGGUGUUUGGGGGAUCCCUGCCCUACGUACCCCAAUACCAGGAGAUCCAGAGGAGCAGCAACACUGAGGGAUUCUCUACCAGAGUGUGUCUGGUGUUGCUUCUCGCCAACAUCCUGCGCAUCUUCUUCUGGAUAGGCAAGCAGUUUGAGGUCACCCUGCUGCUCCAGAGCGUGGUGAUGAUCCUCACCAUGUUUGCGAUGCUCCACCUCUGCAGCACGGUCCACAACGCCAACCGUGUGAGCACAAAGCAACACCGACUUACAGACUUGGAUCCACGCUACUUCUGGAGGUGGACUGCACUGGAGGACUACCUCCUGUUUUGUUUGGGCUUCAGUGUCCUGUGUGCUGUGGUCACCAUGCUGCUGCUGGACUACGCCGUCUUCGUGGAGAUGCUGGGCUCCACGGCCAUGAUGUUGGAGGCCAUGCUGGGCCUCCCGCAGCUUUUGCAGAACUUCCACAACCGCUCCACCAAAGGCAUGAGCCAACCCAGGAUUUGCUCUUUUCACUCGUCUGCCCAGUCGGCCUGAUGGCCCUCCAUCAACGCUUGUCACAAUUACUGGCUGCCCCCCCCCCCCAUCACGGUGCAGAGUGAGACCUCCAUCACUUUCUCCAUGACUCUCUCUGGUCUCCAACGACCGAGGAGGCUUGGUUUUUCACCCUGGUCUAGAUUUAUACUUCCACACCCCGCUAGCCUGUCAUCCAUCUCGUGUCAUUUUCCUCUCACCUCCGUCCACCCUCAUCUCCACCCUCAUCUCCGCCCUCAUCUCCGCCCUCAUCUCCACCCUCAUCUCCACCCUCAUCUCCACCCUCAUCUCCACCCUCAUCUCCACCCUCAUCUCCACCCUCAUCUCCACCCUCGUCUCCACCCUCGUCUCCGCCCUCAUCUCCGCCCUCAUCUCCGCCCUCAUCUCCGCCCUCAUCUCCACCCUCAUCUCCACCCUCAUCUCCACCCUCAUCUCCACCCUCGUCUCCACCCUCGUCUCCACCCUCAUCUCCACCCUCAUCUCCACCCUCAUCUCCACCCUCAUCUCCACCCUUAUCUCCACCCUCGUCUCCACCCUCGUCUCCGCCCUCAUCUCCACCCUCGUCUCCACCUUCGUCUCCACCUUCGUCUCCGCCCUCGUCUCCGCCCUCGUCUCCGCCCUCGUCUCCGCCCUCAUCUCCACCCUCGUCUCCACCCUCAUCUCCACCCUCAUCUCCACCCUCAUCUCCACCCUCAUCCAUCUCACAGCCUCGCUCUUUUUAUUUCCAUCCCUUCCAGGACGCAGGCCACCAUUUUGCUCCUUUCCUCCCUUAUCUCUCCCCACUUAGCUCUGAUGAAGAUGUCAGGUCAGGGCGAUCCAUGGGACUUGACCAGGCUGGGCUUAGCUAUGGAGGGUCUUGGGUCUUGGUGUGUGGACCGUACCAGGCUGGGCUUAGCUAUGGACCGUGUGUGUGUGUGUGUGUGUGUGUGUGUGUGUGCAUGUGUGUGUGUGUGUGCCAGUCACUCACUCGGUCUUCUCAAUCGAUACCACAAUCAGUCCAUCUCCGUGUGCAGGAACAAAGUAUCACUCGGACCUAAAUUGAGCCGUUGGCUCUGAGGGUCCUUCAUCAGUUGUCAAGAUGGCGGCCUGAGAUGGAUGCGCCCCCGUCAGGAGGCGCUAAAUGAGACUGGCAUGAUAAAGAGUUCAACGUGAGAAAGUAUGCAUGCCUGCCAGAGAUGAAUGACCCCCAAAUGGUUUUUUGUCUCAGUGGGACCGCCUGGCCUGGAGACUAGACCAGGCGGACCCCCCGCCUGCUGUAAUUACCGUCAUGGCUUAGCCUUAAUAAUAGUGCCGCUUGUCUCUUGGGCAAAGGACUCACCUGAAGGGAGGGGAGGGGAACCUUUGGAAGAGUAUAGAGGGUCUCUGAUACUGAUACUGAUACUGAUACUGCUGAGGCGAUAUCGUCACUUCAGUGGAGGAAUGUAACUAUUUUUUAUUAAGACGUGGGUCUACACCAGCCUUUCAACUAUAAUGUCCACUCAAUUGGCUAAUGUCAGUGUAAAGGUUACUAUAGGGGUGUUAUGUCAUAUAUGGUGGGCUCUAAUGUUUAAAUGUAUUUAUAAGGUAGUGAACAGGUUUUCUAUGGUCUAACUGCAAAAAUAUUCUAUUUCUAAAUAAGGAUUCCUACUUCAUGGAAAGUCACUCUAACAAGGUAGUACAGUACAGUAUAGUACUCCGAAAGUGAAGUUUUACCAAAGUUUCUGUAAAGGAAGUAGCCAGAGCAAACACUAAAAGUAUAAAAGUAUAAAGUUUGGAAGUCCUCUGUGUACUUUGUGGAAGCAGCUAAAGUCUAAAUUGUUAGGGGAGCAGGAGGAGUCAGGGAGUCCCACGUGCCGUAAAGCAGCACUUCUCCGACAGCCUGGGGCUGUGUGGGGGGGUGGAUGGGGGGGGGGGGCGGUCUGAUCCCGACUAAAGCCUGCAGGUGAAACUGCUGGUUGAAGCUUGGCUGUAGGAAAGGACAGCGGAGGCACGCAGCGUGUCGUGUGUUGACGGAAGGAAAUUGGGUUUUCCAUGUUGCCGGCAUGUCCACUCUUGCUCUGGGAACGCCGCUAUCUCCGUUAUCUCACUUUGGACCGAAAUUGCUUCAAAGCCUGGAUAACCUUUUGAAGAACAAAGCUUCCAGAAGACGCCAGGCUUUUAUGAAUGAUACAACACAGACCGCAAGAUACAGUUCUAAAAUACCCCCCCAAAAUACCCCCCUAAAAUACCCCCCAAAAUAGGCAAUCUUAACAACAUCAGCAGCAAAGCCUGGUUGCUGAAGUGACUUAUUUAACCUCCACAUUUCCUAUUUCAGUAGGCAGGUCUGGAGAAAAACAGUUGCCUCCAUUUGGCUAGCUUCCCUUCCUGGCCCGUGCCUGAAGGGAGCCCAGGGGAGAGAUGCGAGUUUGACUCUGCAAGGACAGCUCAAGGAUGGUACGGUCCGUACGUCCCCGUGGUCAUUAGGCUGCUCCCCAACCCGUAUGGACUCAUCAUCCAUAUCGUUCCCUCCUCCGUCUCUGGUGGCUUCCUUGUCCGUCCCGGUGCAUGCCAGACAGACGCCGCCCCCCCACCUCUGUGAGACCCCCCCAUGAUGUAUCUCUUUGAUGACUGAUGGUCUUUCACUCUCCCAGGCCCAGUCAGCUCUAAUAAAAAGUCUAAAGUCAUGUUACAUUAAUACCACGGGUACGCCCUCUCUGGGGGGCCGCGGGGGGAAAGAAGCGAUGCGAGAGCAUAGAGUGUGAAGGGUACGACGUAAAGGAAGUGGACAGGAAGUCAGGCGAGACAGAGAAUGUAAAGGAGGGAAGGGAUGCAUGAAUAUUCCAUAUAAUAUUCCAAGGAUGUAUAGAAACACAAUGAAGAUGAUAUCAAAUGGAGUGUCCCUCUUGCUUCCUCUUCUCUCUAAAGCAUUUCCUCCCCUACGCUGGGCUUGCAUCAUGCUAGCUAGCACCACUGUAGGCUAAAUGCUUUUCAUGAAGUAUGUUUUAGUUUUUAUGCUGAAUAUGAAGCCAGAGGGAUGCUGUUUAUGGAGAUGGUCGUUAGACCGGUGGGUUCGAUUCCCUGUCCAUCACGCAAAUCCACAAUAAAUUAAGAGUAGCUGAGUUCUUGGGUUUUUGAUUAGUUACUGUAAAUGUAUUUGUUAAAUAGCCCACCAUGGGGCCAAUAAAGUUGCAAAAUCCAGCAUUUUGACAAAGGUGAAAAACAGUAUUUGAUUUGCAACUUGUAUGGAAAAGUGGGAAUCAUUUCAUUCAUCAUUUCUAUUUAUUUUGCAUUGCAUCAUUAUUCUCCAUCAAUGUAUUUUGUGUUGAUAUUUGUGGGUACCAUGGACAGAGUCAGUGAAUUUACAUGGUUUCCUAUGGGGAAAAAUAGCUUGUUUUUUUGUACUUUUCCAAGCUUUUUAUAUUCAACAUUUUGGAAGAAAUGAAUUAAAAGUAAUAUUUCAUCAACAUUAUUACCUUACUAAAAGAAAAAAAACAUCGGAGCAGUGAUGGCCGCCGUGUGGUUGGCCUCAUCUCCUAACAACCAUUCCCACCCACAUUCCUACCUAUGGACAACUUGGAGCGGCCAAUUACUCAAACCGGAGUACCGGGUAAAAACAAGUCGACAUAAUCCACCUAGUCGGCGUAUGGCAGUAAUACGCAGGGUAGAAGUUAUGAGGCCGAAGCGUCAGGUUUGGUGUUCUGGUUACGGAGUACUGUUGGAAUAAUUGUACAUAAAGUUAUCCUAUUUUUACUAUAUUCUUAUGACCUAUUUUUACUAUAUUCUUAUGACCUAUUUUUCUUAUGACCUACAAACAUUUCGUAUCACUCACAUAACAAAGUAAGAUUAACUCUGUACAUGUGUUUCAUAUCACUCACAUAGCAAUGUAAGAUUAAUGCUGUGACGCCUGCACUUGUGGUGUACAUCAUGAUUAAGGGAAAACAGAACAUGACAGAACAUUCCUUAGCAGAUAGUUUUAACACCCUCAGGGGACAUAGGCACGGGUCAGAAGUAGAUAUGACCUCAAAGGGUAUGUGUGUGUGUGUGUCCGGAGAAUCGCAUGCCAAGGAUGAGAUAUCUACACAUAUGGAUAACAUGUUGUGCAAAGAAACUGGUUUUAACUAGAAUGAUUAAACCCCCCUUCCCUCACCUAGUUGAUUGUACAGGGCCUUCCUUCAAUAAAAAGGCAAGAGGGCAGGAACUGCUUCAGAGUGAGGUGGCGAAUUGUUACUGAACGGUUCCUGAUCACUCUCCUUGCAAGUAAAAAGAAACUCAUCUCUCUGCGUCUUCCUUUGUACAGGCAGUGUUUUUCUACAAGUGUCGGGGUCUAAACCUGACAUUUUAUUGGUCCUUCGAGCCGGAUUUCCAAGACACCUGACGAUCCCAGCGGGCAAGCGAGAUCCAGGCAAGACUGUGGCCACAGCAUUAAGACCCUUUCCGGGACUGGUCCCUCUCUUGCGGGCUGGGAUCCGAAGGUUGAAGGAGAUCCAGAGACGCAGAGAUUGUGAGUACAAAUUUUGUUUAAAAGGAAUGGAUGUGUGAAAAAGGUAAAAUAGACAAUAAAAGAACUUUAAAGAGAGGGUUCUAAAGAAAACAGAGAAAAGAAUAAAAAAAUAAGUGACAAACCCUGCAGGUCACAAAGGUGAAAUAGACAAACCCUGCAGGUCACAAAGGUGAAAUAGACAAACCCUGCAGGUAAAAAAGGUGACAAUGAAAGUACUUUAAAGAAAACAGAGAAAAGAAUAAAAAAAAGUAAGUGUACCAAACCCUGACAAUUCUAGGCUCUAUCAGGUCCGACAGUUAAAUUCCGUAGGUGGAGUAGACGCCCCUAGUUGAAACAGACUAGUUAAAUUCUACAUAGGAUGGCGGAGUCCUCUGGGCGGUAAAAAUAAAAGGCGCGCGCAGUGUGAAUGUGUGAAUGUGUGAGUGUGUGAAUGAAAAUACAAUUACCACUAGGUAACUGUGUUUUAUACCAAACCAACAAGAAGUAAAUGGUGAGCCUUUGUGGAUGCUUGUAGGCAAGAAAAUUCCACCUGAAAAGGUUGAAGAGAAUUUUACCACAAAAGGUUGUUGAUCACCAUCUUGUUGAAAAUAACCCCAGUGUUAGAACACGACAGGUGUUAAGAACCACUGGGUCCAAAUUUAGUUCAAAAUGGGGAAGGGACAAAGUAAAGAAAAACAAAAGGUCCUUGAAGAACUCCCAUGCAAAGACUGGAAGAUAGUUGUAAAAGAGGAUAGUCUAGCAGUAGAACCCCUAUAUUAUUGGAUAAAACAGUACAAAUUCAACAGAAAAUUAUUCACGGCAUGUAUUAGGGAGUUACAACAAAACAUAGAAAAGAAAUGUAAGCAAAACGAGAACAAGAAAGCAAAAAGGCGAGGCGAAAAUGAAGGAAGGAAGAAAAGCGAGAGAUAGAGCAGAAAGUGAAGGUUGUAAAAAGGAAGAGUUAUAUAAGAUAGUAAGGGAAAUUUUACUUCAUGAAUAUCAGAAAGAUGAAGAAAAAGUAAUGAAAGAAAAAGACUCAGACACAUUUUAUACACAAAAGGAAGGUAACGAAAGAAGGGUUAUGCCAACUCGGAGAAGAUUUGGAGGAAGAGGUAGAGGAACAGGUAGACAGAAUAUACAAAACUAUCCCAACAAUGCUGGAUGUUGGAAUUGCGGUGAAGAAGGUCACUUCUCCCGUGAUCGUGUCAAAGGCCAGUACAAAAGGAACCAAAAGCGAUAUUCAGCACGACUAGACUUGUCUUAACAAAUACAACCAGAACCAAAUGAUGAACCAGUAGUAUAAUUACAAGUACAACCAAAUAAAACUAAAUUCAUAUGAAGGAAUAAAACCAGCAAUAGAAGAUUUGUUCAAAAAUUUAAGUCUUAGUAGAAUGCGAUAACCCACCACGUAAUAUCGAUGUCACAUGGUUCACCGUAGUAGACAUCAGGCAUUCUUCUCCAUUCAAAUAGAGAAAGAAAGUUCAGGUUCGCAUUUAUGUUUGCAGAAAGAAUAAAAAACAAAUAGAUAUAUAUAUAAUUUAUUCACAAGCAAUGAUGGCCAGUAUGUCCACGUUCGAACCCCCAAAUGGAAGCCAGAAAUUAUUAUAUGUAGAUGACAUCCUACUAGCGUCACAAGAUAGGAAGUCAUGUGAAGAAGACAAUAGCCUUAUUGCACCAUUUAGCGAAAGAAGGCCAUAAAGUGAGUAAAGACAAACUACAAUUUUGUAAGCAAUCAGUGAAGUAUUUAGGCCAUCAGUUGACAGGACAAGGGCGAACCAUUCUAACAGACAGAAAACAAGCAAUCUUAAAUGAAGCUAAACCACAUUUAACACUUGAGCGAUGCACCACGCUCAACCCAGCUACCCUUCUACCAUUCCCUGAGGAAGGCCAACCACAUGAUUGUUAUGAGCUAACAACACAAACUGCAAAGUGUACACCAGACCUAUUAGAUCAGACACUAACAUAAAGGGGUGAUUUUGUAGAUGGUUCCUCAAAGAAAAAUUAUUUGGGAAAAACAAUAACAGGCUAUACAGUCUUAGCGCUUACAGAAGCAUGCAAAUUAAUGAAAGGUCAAAAGGUGACAAUUUAUACUGAUAGCCAAUAUGUAUAUUCAACAGUACAUAUCUUUGCACAAUAUUGGCAAAACAGAGGUAUGACAACAUCAACGAGAAAACCAGUAACUCAUGCAGGAUUAUUAACAACUUUACUAGAAGCAGUGCAAUUACCAAAACAAAUUGCUGUAUGUAAAUGCAUGACACAUAUACUAAUAAUUCGGAUCCAAUAUCUUUAGGAAAUAUGUUCGCUGAUAAAAUGGUAAAACAAGCGGCACUAAAGGAACUGAACCAUCUUAACACAGAAAAAUUACAAGUACACUUUGAGAUCCUGGCAGACAUGUAACAACAGAGUCCGAAGCGAGAAAUUGACCACUGGCUAAGGAAUAAAGCAACCCUGGACAAAAAGGUUAAUAUGUCGAUAGAUAAUAAAACAAUCUUGAAGAAAAUUUUUUUUUGCAUAAGUGGGACGCUAUUUUGAGCCAUGGUUUUACACAUGUCUCAACAGGAGGGAUAUGUGAUAUGUGCCAUGCCACACUAUUAACACCCACUUUACUACGUAUGGAUUUUUGUAUUUUUGUAGGAUUUUGUAGGAUUUAAUUCUUAUUUAAAAAAAUUUUGUAGAGCAUGUUUAGCGUGUGCAAAACACAAUGCCCAGGGCAGCUUGCGACCUCGGCGUGGCCAAUUUCAAAAACCACAAUACUUAUUUCAAGAAAUACACAUGGACUUCAUUGAACUCAACAACAGUGAAGGGAAAAAAUUCUGUUUCGUGAUAAUAGACUCAUUUUCAAAAUGGAUAGAACUGUUUCCUACAAAACAUCCAGAUGCACUAACAGUAGCUAAAGCUCUAUGUAAGGACAUAAUUCCACGCUAUGGUAUUUCAGAAAAAAAAAAUAAAAAUUUUAUAGUGAUAAACGAUGACUAAAUUAUCCAUCUCCAUCUUAGUGUUUACCCUAACCGUACCCGUUUGAGCAUUGUGGUAUCUGCUGUAGAUUUGUAGCUCCUCAACGACCUUCAGAGGAAGUCCGGCUACAAAGGGGGCUGUAAUUCUAGUUUGCAGUCGUCUCAAACCGGUGAAGAUUGUCCACAACUCUGUUGCGUCAUUAGGAGGGGUUGCAGGUCUGCAGGUAAGAUGAUCACUCAGACGCAUAAAAAUAAUAAUAAUAAUAAUUAAUUAGCAGCAGUAGGAGGACUGAUCGGAAUAAUAAUAGUAAUGUCAACAUUGCUAUGGGAAAAGAAUCUUAGCAUGCAGAAAAGAAGGGUGGGGGACCCUAACAGAUCACAAACACAGGUCGAC